AUGUCUCAUCGAAAAGCAUUAACUUUGGAAGAAAAAAUUGCUUUCAUCAAGGAUAAUCAAAAUGCCCAUGGUUUAUCAGUUCGCGAACUGGCUGAUAAUUAUAAAAAACCAAAAAGUAGUGCUGCCAAUAUUCUUCGUCGAAGUGAAGAGCUUUUAGCUGAUUAUUCUUCGAAUUGUAAUAAAGGUAUUAAACGCAAAUCCAAGGACGAAAAUAGACAAAAAAUCGAUGAACUUGU
Molecule: messenger RNA, 236 nt
Organism: Rotaria socialis
Lineage: Eukaryota; Metazoa; Rotifera; Eurotatoria; Philodinida; Philodinidae
Source: the annotation of a GenBank genome assembly